Bacidia gigantensis is the source of this 2832-nucleotide messenger RNA. RefSeq lists its product as uncharacterized. The coding region runs from base 1 to 2832 and encodes 943 amino acids. The transcript is spliced from 3 exons. Gene Ontology annotation, cellular component: gamma-tubulin small complex; centrosome; equatorial microtubule organizing center. Gene Ontology annotation, biological process: meiotic cell cycle; mitotic cell cycle; spindle assembly. NCBI's taxonomy places the organism in Eukaryota, Fungi, Ascomycota, Lecanoromycetes, Lecanorales, Ramalinaceae. The record is from RefSeq and is a predicted model, not a curated record. Gene Ontology annotation, molecular function: gamma-tubulin binding; microtubule minus-end binding.
AUGGGCGAUGAACGAGGCCGUCGCAUUGACGAUGCCCUGUCGCAUCUGGUCGACAAUCUCGUGCCGGUGUCGGAUGACGAGAAUGAGGACGUUGCAGACGCCAGACAUGACCAAGCCGUAGACCUUGCAAGGAAUAUCAUUGAAGGUCACAAUGCGACUUCGACAACGUCAGAUGUUCAGCAUGCCGCUGAUUUGAUCAAGAAGAAGCUCCUGCGCGAGAACGACUCCCCUGAUAAAGCCGUGCAAUUCUCAAAUCUCUAUACCCGCCUCUUAUCACAGCCAGUCAUCAAGAACAAAUGGGAAACGUUAUAUUUAUUGCAUCAAUUGGCGGGGUCUGGUGCGGAUGAAAGUUUUGUCGAGUCCGAGCAAGGCAGUGGAGCUGUAGAGCAUCGCGGACUGUCAAUUCGUCCGAGUGAUUUCGAUGAUCAGACGUAUCGAGAUGCUUUUGCAACAACAGGUCUGCCCAAGCCGUCCAAACAGGCAAGACAAACAAGUCAACCCAACCACUUUGACGGCAGAUUCAGCAGAGAAGCCUCCUCGGCGGCUGUCAAGGAUAUUCCUGAGGCGAACGAAGAUGGCGAACCGACGGCGAUAUUCAGCACAAAUGGGCCGUCAGAAGCUGCAUUACUGCGAGAUCUCCCAUUUACGUUACAGGGUCUUUCCACCACCAACAUGCCCCUAUCUGCCCAACACACACUCAUACUUCCACCUACUCUACCUUUGCCUGUCAUAUAUCUGCUGCACGAUCUCGCUGAACCUUCUCUCCUUUACCAUAGCUUGUCUGAAUUCGUUGAGUCGAAAGAUGAAAGCUUAAUUGGUCAAAGUCUACGUUCUGCAUUUCAAAGCGAGUUGCGCUCUUAUCUUGGUCUCAUCACAUCGUUAGAAACCCAGAUACGGCAGGCUCUCUCUUCAGCGCAAUUGAAGGAGGGAGAAAAUGGCCCUCGAAAAAUUGGUGUCACACUUAAGAGAUGUGUUCUAUGGACUAGGGAAGCAACUAUGGCGUUACGAUUGAUGAGUCUGAUGGUCGAAGAAUCGAAGACAAGGAAGGGAGGGCAAUUGAUCUCAAUGAUACACAGCUUUUCCACUUCACACGGCGACCCUUUUGUGGGCGCUUUCGCUGAGCGGCUACUUACCCACGUGACACGACCGUUUUACGACAUGCUACGAUCAUGGAUAUACGACGGUGAGUUGUCAGAUCCUUAUCAUGAGUUCUUCGUCAUCGAGCAGGGACCUAGCGAUCCAGGCGACGAUUCAAAGAGAGCCCCUGCUACAAGUGUUUGGGAGGAGAAGUAUCGACAGGACGACACAACCAUUCCCACCAUAAUCACGGACGAAUUCGCUCGAAAGAUCUUUCUUAUUGGCAAAAGCUUGAAUUUCAUCCGUUACAGUUGCGGAGACUCUGCUUGGGUAGAGGCGUACUCAAAGGACGCCUCACGGGAAUUAAAAUACGGAGACACUGCGACAUUAGAGAGUUCCAUAGACCAGGCAUACAGGACGACAAUGGCUCGUUUGACUCAUCUCAUGGAUACCAAAUUUCAGCUGUUUGAACACCUGAGCGCUCUGAAGCGAUAUCUGCUGCUUGGCCAAGGUGACUUCAUUGCCCUACUUAUGGAAUCUCUGUCGAGUAAUUUGGACAGACCAGCAGGAUCUCAAUACAGACAUAUGCUCACAGCCCAGCUUGAGCAUGCAAUCAGAGGUUCCAAUGCUCAGUACGACCCACCUGAUAUCCUUCGCCGUUUAGACGCACGAUUGACUGAGAUGGAAAAGGGGGACACUGGAUGGGAUGUCUUCACGCUUGAAUAUAAGGUUGAUGCUCCUGUGGACGUCAUUAUCACGCCUUGGGCCAAUCGCCAGUAUCUCAAAAUCUUCAAUCUCCUCUGGCGUGUGAAACGUGUGGAAUUUGCUUUGGGCAGUACCUGGCGCAGAUGUAUGACGGGCGCUCGAGGAGUGUUGGCCUCUGUGGGUGAAGAUAUGAGAAAGGACUGGAAGAAAGCCCGCUGUGCCAUCGCUGAGAUGGUCCACUUCGUGGACCAACUUCAAUACUACAUUCUGUUCGAGGUCAUCGAAGCAUCUUGGGAUAUUCUCCACGCCGCAAUCUCCAAGCCUGGCUGUACACUUGACGACCUAAUAUCAGCGCACAGUCGCUAUUUACGAUCAAUCACACAUAAAGGUCUGCUUGGUUCUGUCCGAGUUACAAGCUCCGGCCACAAAGAAGACGUUUUCACGGUCCAGUUGCACGAGAUCCUCAAAUUAAUACUCUCGUAUAAAGAGGCUGUGGAUGGCCUCUACUCUUUCAGCGUCGCCGAUUUUACGAGGAAGCAAGAACUUGCUGCGAAAAUUGAGACGAGGACGGCGCAGGGGAGAUGGGGUCUCACCGAGAAGGACGAAGACGAGCUCAACUCCCCGCAUCCGCACCUUCACAAAACCAAAACGUCCGGCCGUACUGCUGCUACUGGUAGCGGGACCGACUCCCCCUUUCCGAUCACCACAAACCCUCUCUCCGCCCUGCCGCCGGACGAGAAAAGCAUGCUUCCUGCGCUGCGAACGCGCUUGAGCUCCCUUUCCGCGGAUUUCAAAGUCAGGAUCAACAACCUCUUGGGUGAUUUAGCGGUCCAACCAGAUGUUGACAUGAAGUUCCUCGCCAUGGUGAUGAACUUUAAUGAUGUGUAUCAGCCGCGGAAGAGACGACGGCAUGGUACCACUGUCACAGGGGCGGCAGAGAAGAAAACACCCGCGCCCGCAAAUGCUAGUGAGAAUGUAGGCAAUACUACUGAGAAGAAAAAGGAAUCUGAAGGGCUGAAGCCACCGGUAAACGCACGGAGAGGGAAAUGA